Molecule: messenger RNA, 516 nt
Organism: Phytophthora infestans T30-4
Lineage: Eukaryota; Oomycota; Peronosporomycetes; Peronosporales; Peronosporaceae
Exons: 4
Coding region: 1-516 (171 amino acids)
Source: RefSeq, a predicted model, not a curated record
AUGAGCUCGCAGCGCGGCAACGUGAAAAAGCGCGCGCCCAAGCAUCAGAAUGCGUUCGCGUUUAAGCACAACCCCAAGUCCAGGAAGACGGAGCGCAUCAUGUCUAUGCCCAUUCAUGGACUCUGCGAGAAAUGCCGCAAGCAGAUCGAAUGGCGCAAGAAAUACCGCAAGUACAAGCCACUCACGCAGCCAGGCUCCUGUAUUUACUGCCAUCAGAAGACAGUGACAUCAGCCUAUCAUGCCUCUUGUGACCCCUGCGCCAAGGAGCGAGACAUUUGUGCCAAGUGCUGCUUGGCCAAGGAGAUCGUGGCGAGGUGCCAAGAGCUGCUGGCGGAACACGAGAAGAAGGAGCGUGAGUUUGAAAAUACGCUGGAAGGCAUGCGUGAACGCGACCGUCGUGCAUACCUACGCAAGUUGGAGAAGGAGAAAGAGGCAAUUACCAACAGAGAAAGUGUGGAUAGCGCUGAAGGCAACGCCUACGAGUCGUACGACGAGGACGAUGAGGGCAUGCAGUAA